AUGCACUUGGGAGACCACCCCUUCGACUGCUCCGACUGCGGCAAGGACUUCAAGAUGGCGCAUCAACUGAAGGUCCACCGACGAGUGCAUACGGGCGAGAAGCCCUAUGGCUGCUCCAUCUGUGGCAAGAGUUUUGCCCAGUUGUCGGGGCUGCGGGUGCACCGGCGGGUUCACAGCAGUGAGCGGCCCUUCACCUGCAGCAACUGCGGCAAGGGCUUGACCUGCUCCUACAGCCUGCUGGAACACCAGCGCACCCACACCGGCGAGCGCCCUUCACCUGCGGCCAGUGCGCGCAUACACACCAGUGGCCAGCCCUACGACUGCCCGUACUGCGGGGAGGCGUUUGACAGUUCACGGGGAUUGCGGUAG
Leucoraja erinaceus (little skate) is the source of this 369-nucleotide messenger RNA. RefSeq names its product zinc finger protein 239-like. The record is from RefSeq and is a predicted model, not a curated record. NCBI's taxonomy places the organism in Eukaryota, Metazoa, Chordata, Chondrichthyes, Rajiformes, Rajidae. Gene Ontology annotation, biological process: negative regulation of transcription by RNA polymerase II. The coding region runs from base 1 to 369 and encodes 122 amino acids. Gene Ontology annotation, molecular function: DNA-binding transcription repressor activity, RNA polymerase II-specific. The transcript is spliced from 2 exons.